GGCUCCUACAUAUCCUGUUCAAACCAAGCUUAAACCGAUUGAAUUCUGGUUGGACCAUCAAAUUUCAGACUACUUAGUGAUCGGCUUAUCAACUUAAACCGGUUUGGUAUUUUUAUUAACCAGAUUCCCUUUUGCAAGGAGGGGCCUUUCUUUUUAUAUUGACGAUAUAGCAUGUCCGAAACGAAACGGCUUUCUCUAACGGCUAGUUCCAAGUCUGACAUUGCUUUUUUAAAAUAACUCACUCCCACUGUCCGUCUCUCGAAAUUAACGAUCUAGACCCAAAGCACAGUCAAACUACCGCAAAAAAGAGGUCGAUAACCAGCCAGCCAUUACGCUCCUUCUCUGUCACGGUAGACAAUGGCAGACGAGUUGGCAUCACUUUCUCCCGUUUUUCCGCACCAGGGCGAGUACCCAGAAGUAGAAGAAGAGGACUUCUACGAACAGAUCUCAGCGCCCAAGUAUGUCGACCUCACUAAGCCCGAUCCCCGCCGCUCUAGCGAAGAUCGCUACUGGUUCUGCCUCCGGGUUGGUUGUGACCAAAAGCACGAAGAAGAAAUGGACUCCGAAGCAAUCUACAAAAAUUUCGUUCUUAGAGUCAUGGCUGCAAGAAGUCCCAACGUGAAGCUUCGAAAAGCACUGUGUAACAAGGAGAAAAGCCACAAUCUGAAAUGCCCACAGACAGUACCAGCCAAGCCUUCCAGGCCUAGAGGGCCGAGGCUUGCUUUGAUUUCUUCAAUAUCUAAGAAACUGGUCGACAACAAAGCGAAACUCAAGCCGCUCCAGAAGCAAACUGCAACAACUCCAAAAGCAAUGGCAAAGCAAUCUUCUAACAUGGCCAAGGCUCUAACAACUCCAAGAAACAAAAAGCCGGCAGUGUCAGAACCCGCUGCUGUAUUUAGGAGCGUUAGGGCCCCGAAAUCAACAGCUCUUGUAGGAUUGCCAAAGAAGAUGGGAACAGCCAGGACUUUGGUAUUUCAUUCGCCUAAGAAGCAAGUAAGAAUAAAAACCCCAUCUGAAGGAAUAGACAGUAUGAAGACCUUGUGUUCCGGCAUGAAAAAGCUGGAGAUUACAAGUGGGAAUAAGCAAAUGAUGAGGAGCACAACAGCAGUAUCAGAUGCUAAGAGAAAACAACCAAGGGGACGGGAGGUUAAAAGCCGGGUUUAUGAUGGACUCCUCCAUACUCCAACUAAAGUAGCCAAACAAGCUAAAUCGUCCAAGUGCUUGGAGGGAAAGAACUUGGAAACAAGUUCGAUGAUGCUGCAGCCCGACUAUGAUCAUGCAGCUUGUAAAGGGGUUCAAGAUGAUUCUUCCAAUGAACUAGACACUGAGGAGAAAUGCAGAAAUGGCCCUCAGGGGAUGAAUGCCAACGAGAGCCGUGCAAGUGGACAAGAGAAUGUGUUGGACGCUGUUAUGGAAGAGGGGUUUGAGGAAAUCAAGAUGACGGAUCAGGGGGCUAUAACUUCAGCUUCCAGUGGUGGAGAAAACCACUUCGAAGUAGCAGCAGAAGGUGAUAAAGAAAAUGUUUCAGCGUCUGAUGAGAAUAGGCGUUUGGAUCACAAUGCAGACCGUCGUGGCAAGAAUGCUCUUGAAAACCAGAACAAUUUGAACGGCAGAAAGACACGGAGAAUAAUGGCUAAACCUUUGAAAGAGAGCUCUGUGGCUCCUGCUGCUGUGGUAGCUCGAAGUCUAAAUCAUCGAAAACCAAAACCUACACAUCCCAAGCCGUUUCGCUUAAGAACUGAUGAAAGAGGGAUUCUUAAGGAAGCAAACCUGGAGAAGAAGCUCCAUCCUACACUUAAAGAACUUACAACUGUCCCACAAAGAAGACAUCAACAUGUUCUCCAAUUUCAGAGAAAUGAGAAGAACCUUGAACAAACUGAACUUGGUAGUAAUACACAUGAAGGCAAUGAAACUGAGGAGAUAAACAGCAGGCCACAGAAGGAACAACCUCAAAAUGAAGCUUCUGGCUUAAGGAAUCCAAAAGGAAUAUCUACUCCCACUCCAAAUAGGCAGCAUACACUGUCUUCACAGAAGAAAGUUGUAGCAGUUCCAAGACGCACUCCAAGCAAAGCCGCAACAACGGGUCAUCAGAAGGCGAGCAGGACGCCCUUGAAGAAGGCUAAAACAGCACUUGUGCAGUAGAAAUGGGAUUUUGUUCGGUAACUGAUAAUCAGCCACUGGAUGAUGCAACUUCUCAGCCUAAUUUCCACGUCGCUCACUCGCCCAAGAGCUGCGCCAGGAGAGUCGGGUCUUGAAUCUUGAUACUUUGCUUAUUAAAAACAGAUUUGAUCU
Linum trigynum is the source of this 2292-nucleotide messenger RNA. The record is from the annotation of a GenBank genome assembly. NCBI's taxonomy places the organism in Eukaryota, Viridiplantae, Streptophyta, Magnoliopsida, Malpighiales, Linaceae.